Phanerochaete carnosa HHB-10118-sp is the source of this 4654-nucleotide messenger RNA. RefSeq lists its product as uncharacterized. Bases 259 to 4275 code for a protein of 1338 amino acids. Lineage: Eukaryota; Fungi; Basidiomycota; Agaricomycetes; Polyporales; Phanerochaetaceae. The record is from RefSeq and is a predicted model, not a curated record. Gene Ontology annotation, biological process: phosphorelay signal transduction system. The transcript has 6 exons.
GGCCUGUGUGCUUUCGCCAAAACUAGCGUAUGGGGCGCCGGCGUCUGAUGGUGCUGGCUUUCCGCUGAGCCGGAACUUUCGCGCACCGUACCGUACGACCUCGAAGGCGGCACAUCCGUCAGCCCCCCGCAGCGGCCCCAGAAAACCUGUUGCUUGUCUUCUGCCGUCGCUGAGGCGCGUGUCUUCUUCGCUGGACGACAAAGGCCCCCCUGCCCCGUCCGCUAGUCGUCGCGCUCUCCUAUUUCUCCUGCUGGCACAAUGACGGGGGCACGACUGCCAGUGGUCAGGAUUCCGCCCGUCGCCCCAGGACAGGGAGGGGGAGAAGAGAUGCUCGAACAGGAUCAUGUCCUGGUCGAGCUUCCCUCGUCAAGCAAAUUUGGUAUUGCAUGGCCCGCAGAGCAACGUCCUCAAGUACCCCUUCCUCUGGGAGCUGAACGGCCCGUCGCCCUCAGCUCGUCAGAUGGCGAAACUGACGUCUCAGAGGAGGAGACCAGUCCCCUUCCAAAGAGGAACCCUAGACCAGAGGACUUUGGUGGGGACUUCGACUUCGUUACGCCUACCAACCAUCUCGAAUCAGAGCAAAAUCCUAUGGAUCAGGCAGGUCGCCUUACCGUACCUCGUCGUCUCUCGCGAGCCUUCUCGAUGCCCUUGCCUUCUCAGCUCAGCUCAUUACGGAAUCCCAAACGAACCCCCAGCUCUAAUGGCAGUCCAUCCCCAGUCGCCAACGACCAAGCGCCAGAACUAGAUCACUUUCGUGAGCUCUCGCUUGAGCUCGCAGAUUCCGUCCAGAUGGUCAUACAGACCUUGCUGCAGCUAUCUCCGCCUCAGGUCCUCGACCCCGUGAAGGAGCAGUUCUCGGCAUGCUCGCUUUCCAUUCCCACUCCAUCCAUAUCCGCAAUGUUCACGACUAUGAAGAAUCUCAACUAUAUGUCUGCGAAUAUGGCACAGCUUGGUUCCGACCCUCAGCCGAACGAGGUUCCUCCCUCGAAGACUUCUGCCUUAUCAAUGGUACAGGAUGAUUUCGACGUGGGCGAGCUGCUCCAAAGCGUCGGGGAUGCGCUGAGCGGAGUCGGGGCUCAAGCGGGUGUCGACCUCGUGUUAUUUCAUAGCGACGUCGCAAUGAAGCAUGUUGCGGUCAAAGGCGACGAGAACGGUAUCUCAUACACGUUGGCACAUGUCAUUCGACAGGUGAUAGAUACUGCGCAGAAGGGCGACACCAUCGAGGUUGGACUACAUAUUGACUAUGUGGAUACAGCCGUUGCGCAAUCUAAUGCAGAGGGUUCGCCAAUAUCACGCGUCGCGUCUCCCACUGCAGACUUCGAUGGUCUCCUCCGCUGCAACUUCCGAAUCGCGCAUCGACUAUCGACGUCCGACAUCCUAAAAUCGUCAGAAGCCGAAUCUCAAGAGUUACAAUCAUCACAUUCCUCUAGGCCCUCUCCCCUCCUCAACACGCUCUUCCUCCGACGCCUUCUCAGACAUGUUGGCGCGACGUUGACUGUCGAUUCUCAGCCGGUGGCGCCCUCCGCCAAUCGGAUGUGCGAGGUCACGGUCCAUCUCGAACCUGGUGAGCCCACGGCAGUAAACCCCUCAGUGACUGUCACUCUCGAGGACGCCGCAGUCUUGGGGUACCCAGACAUGCAUAUAGCCAACGAGCCAACAUUGGAGCAACUCACGAGCUUUGCGGAGACUCUGCGAGGCAAAAGCGUCACACUGUACGCGAGUUCGAGCGGCUCAUUUGCCCACCACCUGUCUAGCUAUCUCACAGCUUGGGGUAUGGACGUCAGUCACAUGUCAACUGAACGUGGUGUAGAUGGCGAGUACGAGAUCGUCGCUGACGUCGCUGAUACCGCCGCCCCUGCCGUCUCGGUCAUCGACCUUCCCCCUUCAGCUGACACACCGACUGGUGCGCCUUCUGGAACUGGACGCAAGUCUGGUUCCGAUUCCGUCUUCGUGCUGAUUGACGAUGAUGUCGCGGUGCUGCGUAAUCGUUUGCAGAAGAUCAAGGUCGAGCAGGCAUACCCCCUGAGCAUGAACAGCCGUAGCAAGCGUCCGUCGUUGGCGACUAAUCAUCGUCCAAGGUCCUCACCGCAGGUCGCCCGUGUCAUGGGCAUGCUCGGCAACUCUCCGCCACAGCCUCAGGUCGUUAUUGUGCACUUCACGAGCUUGGCGAAUUUCAAGCUCGUAAAAGAUGUGAUCCAGACAACUCUCAUGCCGACGAAGGAGUCUGGCGCUUCCCGCAUCCCAGAAGUUAUCGUCAUUCCUAAACCCGCUGGACCCCGACGCUUUUUAACCGCAUUGCACACUGCGGUAACACGUCCAGUUGUCGAUCCCUAUUUCGUCCCCACCGCUACUUCUCCUAUGAGCCCAGGUCUUCACUCCAUCUCCCCGUUUUUUUUCUCUAGUGCUCCGAAGUCACCCAGUGGACGAUCCACGGCGAGUGCACGUACGACCUCUGAUAGGUCGAACAGGUCACCGAAGGAGUUGGGCGGAGAGUGGACUUUAGGACACGCACCACCGUCCCCCUUGAGUCAGCCGGAUAACGUCGAGUACUUCUCGGACGCCGUUGUGAAGCUUGGUCAUUCCUCAGCAAGUGGCUUGCUCAUCCAGAGCCCCGAUGGACAGCCGACAGGUAUUUUUUUCCAACCCAAGUCCAGGAACACGGCCUCGCCGCCAAGUCCCACCAUGGAACGCGAGAAGGAACAGCAAGGUCGACAGAUCCACCCUCCCACGCGGCAUCGUGCUUACAGCCGGGUACCUUCAGGAGGCAACAAAACCGAUGGAGGGGGUGAGGGCUUGCCGAGCGGUUCAGAUCCUACGGUACGACCGAGUUCGCGUCCUCCGCCUGCCUCGUUGGAGAUUCCAGAUACGUAUACGACGACAACGGGGAAGGGUAAGGUUAGACAAGCGUCAGAGACCGUCAGCGAGGAUAGCGCUGCCUCUAGUGGGGACCAAGCAGCUGUACCCCCAGCACCAGAGACCUCUACGCCGCAGGGCAGCCGGCAAUACCUGACGCGACGACAGAGUCACCAGCUGACCAGUCCCCCGACUUCGCCUCAGACGCGAGCUGCUCCAGGGCCCUCGUCUCGACGGUUGACGCGACGGCCUACCCCUGAUUCACACGUGUCGUCACCGACGGGUGCGGCGAAGAAGGCUGUGAAGGGGCCUGCGGACGGUAACAUUGUUCCACCUAUCAGUGUACUCAUUGUCGACGAUAACCCCAUCAAUCAAACCAUCUUGACAACGUUCAUGAAGAAGAAGAAAAUUAAGCACGACGUCGCGAAGAAUGGAGAGGAAGCCGUUCAGAAGUGGCGAUCCGGUAUAUUCCACUUGAUCUUGAUGGACAUCCAGAUGCCCGUGAUGGACGGAAUCCAAGCCACGAAGGAGAUCAGGCGUUUGGAAAAGCAAAAUGGACAGCCGUUUCCCUCAACACCUCAGUCUGAAGGCCAGCAGACACCCUCGGAGACCUCCACGACGGAUUCACGGAACAUGUCGACGCCUCCGUACCGGUCUUCUGUGAUCAUCGUCGCGCUUACGGCAUCUUCCCUGCAAGCUGACCGAGUUGCCGCGCUGGCGGCUGGCUGCAACGACUUCCUGACGAAGCCUGUGUCGCUCCAAUGGCUCAAUAGUAAGAUCAUUGAAUGGGGUUCGAUCAAGGCGCUGCAAAUGUGGGCGGACAUCCGGCCGGAGGUGGUGCGGAGUCUCACGACAGGUCAGACAGCACAGGCGGCGCAGGUCGCACGUCGACUGCAUGUUCCGGAAGGCAGAUCGUCGACUCCUUCUACAGGAGAGCGGUCACGCGGAACUUCGAUGGCUGCUCGGCGAGCUCACGCGGAGAACCUGCAGGCAGCAGGUGCUGAGAAAGCCGCUACCCCGAAUACACCGUUGUCAGAUGACUCGCCGGGCCUGUCUUCGUUCGACGCGAACAGAUCCUCGACUGCAGCCAAUCCGAUGAUGCCACCCAUUCCCAGCAUGACUGCCAGUGAAGCAGCACUCUCGCUGGCAUCCGCGUAUCGUCCGCAAGCGUCUGUUGAUGCUGCGCGAUCUGCGUCAGACGGCAAGGUAUCCAGCAACCUUCCCGCCCCUUCCUCUGAAGCCGCAGGCGCUUCAGAACCGCCAUCUGCUAAAGCAGAAGCGCCCCUUUUAGUUGAUCCCUCUACUAUUCCAGAACCACAGACGGAACCUUCGCCACAGCCAGAAGCUGAUGUCGAGGACGACACAGCUGUGCCCGAGGAGUCAGCAGCGCCUCCUCCACAGCCCGAAGCCGAACCCCAAUGACGGUACGGGGCGACCUUUGGGAUGUUGGCUUGGUUUGCCCUCCCACUCCUCUUUCCCUUGGUCCCAAGGGUCGCCGGGUACUUGCGCAGACUUUUCUAAAUGCUCCCUAGGGUUUUAUGGGCGGUUGGUAAUGAUAUUAUCUGCUACUGUCGCUCUAUGCUGCCUCAGUAAGCUCGCGAUUGUCUUUUUCUCUUGGGUUUUUUCAUCCUUGGUUUUCACGUUGGGUCUGAGUGAUGAUGUGCGUUAUACCCUGAUGAUUUUACGACUUCUGUAUCCAUCCCCCAUUCACGGUUUCACCUGCGCCUCUCAUUGCAAUAUUGUCCUUCCACCUCUCAAUAGCACCCCUCAAUAGCAUGUUUCUUGCCACCAUCUACGCUUU